AUGUCUAAGAACAUGCAGACAUCAUCACUUGAAACGUAUUUCGACGAGAUAGAGGAGACUAACGGCGAUGAUGAAUGCAAGGCCUGGUUGAGUAGACUUUUCGAACGCCAAAGCUGAGCUAGCAACAUUUGUUGCUGCUCGCCGGGGAGGGGUUAGAGCCACAGAGUACGUUGGUUUCCUCAAGGGUUCCUUCAACUUCAGCUUCCGUUUCAAGUUCAGCGAUGGGGGCCCAGACGCCAUUAUUCGGUUCCCAAAGCCAGGACGCACAGCUGCGACCCUUAGAGACGAGAAGGUCGCGAACGAGGUCCAGGUCAUGGAGUAUCUCCGCCAACACACAACGAUUCCUAUCCCUCAUAUUCACAAUGGGGGUUUCACCGCCGAGAGCCCGCAACACUUUGGUCCGUAUAUCAUCAUGGAUUACGUUGAGGGGACACUUUUGUCGAAGGUCCUAAAGAAGCCGACGGAAAGCGAUCAAGAGGAUAUGGUCCUGGACCCAGACGUCGACAACUCAAUGUUGGACACAAUCUACCGUCAAGUCGCAGACUACCUUCUCCCACUUUCUCAGCUUUCAUUCACCCGCAUCGGAGCCAUCUCGAAAGAUGGUGGCACAUGGUCCGUUACCAAAAGACCACUCACUUACAAUAUGAAUGAGUUGGCCACCGUCGCAGGUUACCCAGAUGACCUCUUUCCGACCUCGACCUUCGAUCGCGCCGGCGACUACUUUGCAUCAGUCGCCCAUGAGCAUCUGACCCACCUCUGGACUCAGCGCAACCUCGCCGAUGACUCGGAAAUUGCUCAGGCUCGAUUUAUUGUCCGGCAUCGAUUCGUCCAGCUUACCGCGAAGUACUGCCUCAACGAUGCUGGACCAUUUCUCCUUUUCUGCGAUGACCUACGGCCUUCAAACAUGCUUGUCAAUCCAGCGACUUUUCAAAUCACAGCGGUACUCGAUUUUGAGUUCAUAAACGCUAUGCCGGCAUAGUUCUCGUAUGAUCCGCCUUGGUGGCUCCUGUUGUCUGGGCCAGAACUGUGGCUCGAUCGUCGCGGCAUAGAAGAGUUCCGGGACCUCUACGAGCCAAGAAUGGAGCAGUUUUUGCAGGCGUUAGAACUCGUGGAAGGCAUGCGGGUCUCAGAGGAGCAGACACUCACUGGCCCCCGUCUGUCCACCCAGAUGCGUCACUCGUAGAGGUCCGGUCGCUUCUAGUUUAACUAUGUAGCUAGGAAAAGUUUCGAUAUAGAUACUAUAUAUUGGGCUGCGCUAUAUGACGAGGGCACCGGCAUUAAGUUGCAUGACGAUAUAGCGCGCACAGAGCUAGAGCUAUUCAUAGAGAAGAAGAUGGCGCAGCUGAAGGCGUAUAAGGAGGAAUGCACUGUUCGUUUCUCCUAAGCAAGUGAAUGAAGCCCUCUGAGUUUUCUCGUGUUUAUUAUUAUCAGGCGACCCUGCGCCAUACAGUAUUG
This is a messenger RNA of Verticillium dahliae VdLs.17, 1455 nucleotides long. RefSeq names its product phosphotransferase enzyme family protein. The transcript has a single exon. The record is from RefSeq and is a predicted model, not a curated record. Bases 314 to 979 code for a protein of 221 amino acids. Lineage: Eukaryota; Fungi; Ascomycota; Sordariomycetes; Glomerellales; Plectosphaerellaceae.